This is a messenger RNA of Nematolebias whitei (Rio pearlfish), 1216 nucleotides long. It is a transcript of the gene sash3, whose product is annotated as SAM and SH3 domain containing 3. The record is from RefSeq and is a predicted model, not a curated record. The coding region runs from base 41 to 1216 and encodes 391 amino acids. Gene Ontology annotation, molecular function: protein binding. NCBI's taxonomy places the organism in Eukaryota, Metazoa, Chordata, Actinopteri, Cyprinodontiformes, Rivulidae. The transcript has 8 exons.
UUUUUGCAUCCAGUGAGAUCUGCAAAUCACCGAGGAGAAGAUGCUGAGGCGAAAGCCUUCAAAUGCCUCAGAGAAGGAGCAAACUCAGAAGAAAAAAAUCACCUUGCAGAGGUCCAGCAGCUUUAAGGACUUCAUGAAGCACAAACCCACCUCUCCUGUUGCGUCAGACAAGGAGUUCAGCUUGGAGGAAAAUGCAGCAGAAGCUGUGACGACAGAAGAAGCAGUGAAAAGUGGCAGCAAACUAGGGAAGAAAUGGCGCAACGUCAUCUCACGCACCAUGACCCGAAAAACAUCCAAGAUGGUACAGAAGGCUCUAGCAGAGGAGGGGGGUGAGAGCGGUGAAGAGCUGUCCCCCACAUCCUUUGACUGGCAUCCAGAUCUGGUGGCGGGACAGAGGACGUCUGUGUGCUCCACGGGCUCAGAGGACACAGCACCCAGCCCCGUUAGCCACCAGCUCUCUGGCAGCAGCGACAGGCAGAGCUUGGACAGUGGAUACUGUCAGAGGGACAGUAUGAGGCUGGAGGACAACAGCGUCUCCUACAAUGGGCCCUUCUGUGGUCGAGCUCUGGUCCACACCGACUUCACUCCCAGCCCCUACGACGUGGAGUCGCUGAAACUCCAGAAAGGAGACAUCAUCUACAUCAUCGACAAGCCUCCAGUGGGCACCUGGACUGGGAAGCUCAACAACAAGGUGGGCUCCUUCAAGUUCAUCUACGUCAGCAUCCUCCCAGAUGAAAGCCCCACAGCCAGGAGGAGGCGCUGCAACAGCAAGAACCGUCUAUCCAAAUCCAAGCCCAAAACCUUGGAGGAGGUCCUGGACAGCAUAGGCCUGACGGAGUUGAGUCCCUUACUGUCCAUGCACGGUUUCCGGAGCCUGGAGGACUUCACAGGACUGAAGGAGUCUCACCUUAAUGAGUUGAACAUCACAGACCCAGAGCAGUGCUCCAAGAUCCUCAAUGCCUCAGACCUGCUCAGAGACUCUGAAGAUGAGUCGGAGCCAGAGGAGGAGGACAGGUCUGGGGAGGACACCAAGGAGCCGAGAGACUCGGGCUGCUUCGAGAGCCCAGACAACCUGGAGAGCGGACGUGAGGAGUCAAAGAUGGAGGAAGCACAGAAAGAGGAGCAGGAGUCAGAGCAGACACUGGAGACACAGCCAGAACAGCUGGAAGCUGUGCAGGAGCAGAUUCAGGAGCUGACUGUGGAUGAGGGACAGUGA